This is a messenger RNA of Podarcis raffonei (Aeolian wall lizard), 3831 nucleotides long. RefSeq names its product OMA1 zinc metallopeptidase (gene OMA1). Gene Ontology annotation, biological process: protein quality control for misfolded or incompletely synthesized proteins; mitochondrial protein processing. Gene Ontology annotation, cellular component: mitochondrial inner membrane. The record is from RefSeq and is a predicted model, not a curated record. Gene Ontology annotation, molecular function: metalloendopeptidase activity. NCBI's taxonomy places the organism in Eukaryota, Metazoa, Chordata, Lepidosauria, Squamata, Lacertidae. The transcript is spliced from 8 exons. Bases 1541 to 3064 code for a protein of 507 amino acids.
AGAGCUCAGAGCAUUUUACUUGGAAUCUCUCAAUAAUCCUUACAACAACUCUGCCAGGUAGAUCAAUAUUACUAUCUCCAUCUUGCAGGUGGAGAAUAGGGGGUGAAGAUGAGAGAUUGUGGCUUGCAUAAAGACACCUAGUGAUUUAGCGAUGGAGGUGAUAUUUGGAAACUUUGAAAGGGAAGCCAAAUCAGAGAGUUAAGGGAAGGGGUUGACUGUUGGCCUGAGGGAAGGAGUUUGCUGCUGACACUGAACAGAGAACAAGGUAAAAAGGGUGGACAGAGGGCCAUGGGCUACGGAUGCCAAGGAAGUUGUGUGUGUGCUGAAUUUCAUGUGGUGGGUUGUAUUCAACUAUCUUUUAUUCAGAGUAGGCGUCUUAAAAUUAAUGGCUGCAAUUAACUUAGGUCCAGUAAUUUAAGCGAGUACAAGUUAAUUACUCUGAGUAAACGGUAGGUGACGGCAACCCAGUGAUUUGAAAUAAUCAACCAGAGAAAUGGUCAGCUAAAGAUCAGAAGUGGGACCUGCAUUUACUGCAGUGGGAUAUUACACCCAAAUCAACUUUUUCAACUCCAGACACUUCACUGUAUCCCAAAUUUUGGUUGGAAACCAAGGUGUCACAUAUGGAAAAUAAGUGCCAGUGGCUGUGGUCAGGAUUCUUACAUUGGUUCCAACCCUUGAUGUUCUUAUAGGGACCACAUAUUCUCUCCCACUCUAUGUGUAAAUGGGGUUUGCAUACAAUUCAUGCAAGUUUAAAAAAUGGGGUGGAUGUAUUAUAUAAGUCCUACUCAUACAGGUGUGUCCUGUUGGGAGAAAAGAGUGCAAGGCUCACUCCCACACAUUGCCGUGUACUAACUGGUUACCUGAACUAUGUGUGAGGUAGCUCAUGGAUGUAAAGAUUCUGUGUGACCCAUUGGCUUCGUUUGGACUAUUUUUCUGGGCUUCCGAAACUGUGGUUCGGCCCAAAGUGGGGGAAGUCUAUCUUAAUAGUUUGUGAACUUGGGAAAUAGCAAUGGGAUAGAGGGAACUGUAUUUGUUUUGACCCUCUUUUCCUCUUCAGUGUGGAUUUUUUUCAUGUUUAAUAGUGUGUCUGUUCAGCACUUCAUUUCUGACUUUUACUAAGCCUGAGUUCCCUAUUAUAUCUGGAGAAUUUUGGAUUAUUGUCAGAUAUUAUCCUGGUUGCUAACUAGCUGACAGAUUUACACAGUUUUGGACCCACAACUCUGGCUUUUUGUAAAUUAGAAAUGAAGCAGAACAGUGGAAAGAGUGUAGGUAUUUCGCCCUGGCUCAUGCUCCUAAUUUAAUAAACCAUAGUUUUUGAAACCUGGAACAAUUAUCUGAACUAGGCCAUUGUACCCAGCAACAGAUCCCAGCACUUUGGUAGAACCAUGCUGAGGUUUCCCCAAUACCCAGUACUGAGUUCCAGUGAAUACAAACCCUUAAAGAGCAUAGUGUCUUAUAGCGUUAUCAUUUGCUAUUGCAUCAUUUAAAAAUAUAUACUCUUGAUUUACAUUUCUAGGUGUAACACGUGAGAGAGUGAGUGAUGGCUGCUCUUAGUGGCUCAAGAAACUGUCUUUUAACUAGAUUGACAUCUUUGGCCUGUUGGGGAAAGUGCAUUAAUCCUUACAAGUUUUCCAGUGAAGCAUUGAACAGACACCAGCAUCAAGUGACUAAGUGCCAAUCAUGGAACAAAAGUAAAAACAGAAGGUGCUACUUAAUGACUGAAAGUUCCAACACCUACAGUAACCUCAUUAAUAAAAGUCAAGUGCGGCUUUUGAACCCUAAGAAUGCAGGAAUUUUCAACGUUGCACACAGCUGUUCUAGGAGGCCUUGUAUUUUCUCUGAGCAAAGGGCAAGAGGACUUUCUUUUCAAAAAUCUCGACACUUGACUGCUUCUCACAAUGUCCAGUUUCACAGGCCUUUUCACAGAUCUUCAGCAUUGAAGGCGGCUCCCGUUCCAAUCUUGUGGAUUCUAUUGAAGCCUGUUCAGAAACUAUUUGCUGUCAUCCUUGGGAGGAGCAUAAGAAAAUGGUGGAGGGCACUUCCUCCAAACAAGAAGGAACUGUUUAAAGAAGCUGCAAGAAGAAAUAAAUGGAAGAUAGCCCUGGGCCUGUGUACUUUAGGACUUGUAUUUAUCCUGUUUUAUUUUACUCACUUGGAAGAGACACCAAUCACUGGACGUUCUCGGCUUCUGGUGUUUCGGAAAGACCAUUUUGCUGAAUUGUCCCAGAUGGAGUAUUCCAUGUGGGUCGAAGAAUUUAAAAGCAGAAUGUUGCCUGAAACGGACCCCCGUUACCAGGAGGUCAAAAAAGUCUUUUUGCAUUUGGUUGACAGCAACAAGGAUUUUCCAGGAUUCUCUGAGUUCAAGUGGACUAUCCAUGUGGUGGAGGGGCCAGACAUUAAUGCUGUUGUGCUUCCAAAUGGACAACUGUUUGUUUUCACUGGUAUGCUAUCUGCUGUGUCAGAUAUCAAUGAGCUGUCUUUCAUUCUGGGACAUGAACUUGCUCAUGCUGUUCUGGGACACGGGGCAGAGAAGGCGAGCCUGAUGCAUUUUGUGGAUUUUGUGCUCCUCAUUCUUCUCAUAAUGAUUUGGGCUGUUUGCCCUGUAGACAGCUUAGCGAUCGUAGGCCACUGGCUCCAAGCUUGGUUUCAAGAGUUGCUGUUCAACAGGCCAUAUAGCAGGACAUUGGAAGCGGAGGCUGACAAAAUUGGGCUUUGGUUUGCUGCUAAGGCUUGUAUGGAUGUAAGAGCAAGUUCUGUAUUCUGGCAGAAAAUGGAGCUAGCUGAGACUCUUACAGGGCAACCAAGAGUGCCAGAAUGGUUUUCUACACACCCCUCCCAUGAGAAUCGAGCUGAGCAUUUGGACAGACUUAUUCCAGAGGUAAUUAAAAUCAGGGAGCACUGCAAUUGCCCAGCUUUGCCUGGACAGGAUCCACGCUUUGCUUUCAAACUGGCCAAGCAACAAAUUCUGCAAUCGUCUAAAAACGAGGGAGGCCUAAACCUCACUCACGAUGCUCUUUACAGAACAAAGGAGAAGACACACGUGGACAUAGUAGCUGGGAAAUAACUCUGCAGGUGAAGGCAGAAAUGCUUCCUGGAUUAACGUUAUCCAAAUUCUCAAGGCAAGUACUGUGCUUUUCAGGAAACUGCUUCGGAAAUUUGAAAUGGCCAGACAGUGCUAUUAAUUUAUGGCCACAAUUUUUGACAGUGAUGUGCCUCUGGAACUCGGCUCUUGAAUGGAUUUGCAGAAGAAUGCUUCAUAUGCACAAGGAACAUGAGGAGCAGUUUCUGUGAUGGAAGAGAACAGGAAACCUUUGUCUGCAUGGGGGGGCGGGGGUAUUCAGCAGUGCCCCAUAUGGCACUCGCAUACAUACUGCAUGUAUAACCAGGCUGCAAUAGCAAAUCCUCUUGUACACCGAAAUGCUAGUCUGACUGUCAGAACUAUGUCUUUUCCCAAUCAUGUUAUAAUCUCCUCCACCCCCCAGCCCCGUUUCCCAAUGGAUGUCUCAAAGGGAUGUCCAGCUGAGUGUGGUGGGGAGGGCAGGGAGGGCUGCAUAUUGGAAAAAUGGAAACAUUGCAUCUGUCUAAAUAUCUAUCCAAGGGCAGUUCUUGCAAUGCAGUUUUAAGUUGUAUCCCAGGGCUCAAGUUGGAUACAAACCUGUCCCUUUAUCACAAAUAAUGAAAUAGUAUCCCUUACCUGUGUAAAUCCUCUUGAAUUUGUUGCAAGCUCGGUUAGUUUUGUCCAAUGAUAUUUAUAAAAUAUUGGUAAGAAUUCACUGCCUUUUACAAGGAUCAAGAUGCAAUAAACUGACCAGUGGUCUGGUUCGAAUAUCA